AAAGAAAUAAUAUUUAUGCGCCUAUGUUCUUUCUUUUGCAGAACAAUGGUUCACUGGCUUGGUGCCAGAAUCACAAGCAAUGUUCAAAGUGCCUGGAGCCUUGCAAAGAAUCUUGGGAUUUGAAGAAAAACCACUGCCAAAGUUUCUGUGAGCCUCUUUUCCCCAAGAAGAACUAUGAAUGCUUAACUAGCUGUGAAUUCCUCAAGUACAUUCUGUCUGUGAAGCAAGGAGACUGUCCAGCACCUGAGAAGGCUAGUGGUUUUGCUGCUGCCUGUGUUGAAAGCUGUGAGGCUGACAAUGAAUGUUCUGGGGUGAAGAAAUGCUGCUCCAAUGGAUGUGGACAUACAUGCCAAAUACCAAAAAAUCUUUAUAAAGGUGUUCCACUAAAACCCAGGAAAGAAUUGAAAUUUACUGAACUUCAAUCUGGGGAUCUGGAGGUUAAAUGGUCUUCAAAAUUCAAUAUUUCAAUUGAGCCUGUAAUUUAUGUGGUACAAAGGAGAUGGAAUCAAGGAAUUCAUCCGAGUGAGGAUGAUGCUACUAGCUGGCUAACUGUGGCACAGACUACAGAUGAGAGAGUUCAACUGUCUGACAUAAGACCCAGCAGGUGGUACCAGUUUCGAGUGGCAGCCGUUAAUGUGCACGGGACAAGAGGCUUCACAGCACCCAGCAAGCACUUCCGCUCCUCUAAAGACCCAUCUGCUCCACCAGCCCCAUCUAAUAUCAGAAUUGAAAACAUCACUACAAACAGUGAUGGAAGUGUAAAUGUAAAGAUUGCUUGGGAUCUCCCAGAAGAGCCUGAUAUCCCAGUGCACCACUAUAAAGUCUUCUGGAGCUGGACAUAUAGCAAAUUUGUGAUCCCAGCUAAAAAGAAGAGAAGGAAGAUUACUGAUGGGCCCCAAAAUUAUGUGGUCCUGGAGGGACUCCAACCCAACAGCAACUACAACGUGGAACUGCAGGCAGUAACACGCUGGGGACAAAUACGGCUAAAAAGUGCUAAGGUUUCUCUUCAUUUCAGCACUACACAAGAGACCAUUAAUAAAGAACAGGUCUCUACAACAGGGAAAACCCAGAAGGGACUGACUGAUCCUCUUCCACCCUUUCAAAGGCGACGGCCCACCCGUUUUCUUAAAAUUGGAGCUCCUUUCUACCAGGACAAUCAGCUUCAGGUCAAAGUCUACUGGAAGAAGACAGACCCCAGCAUGAAUCAGUUCCAUGUCCACUGGUUACGGGAAUCCUGUGAACACAAUGAAACUAAAGGACUUGAAAAAGUAACUGAUUUGACCUACGAAAACUACAUAAUUCUUAAGGACCUGUCAUUUUUAUGCAAAUACAAAGUGACUGUUCAGCCCACAAAAUCUAAAGGCCGUUUCAAAGCUGAAAGUAUUUUCUUUACCACGCCACCUUGCUCUGUUCUUAAGGGAAAAAAUCACAAGCACAUUAGCUGCCCACCCGAAGGAGCACAAAUUCUUCCCAAAGUGUUAGCCAAACCGGAGAAUCUGUCUGCCUCUUUCAUUGUUCAGGAAGGUAACAUUACUGGUCACUUUUCCUGGAAGAUAUCAAAAGCAAAUCUUCAUCAGCCCAUGACAGGGUUUCAGGUCACUUGGGCAGAGGUCACUACAGAAAGCAGACAAAACAGUUUACCCAACAGCAUCAUUUCACAGUCACAAAUAUUGCCAUCAGAUCAUUAUGUGCUGACAGUGUCCAAUCUGAGGCCAUCGAUGCUUUACCGAUUAGAAGUGCAGGUACUAACAACAGGUGGGGAGGGACCAGCUACAAUAAAAUCAUUCCGAACGCCUGACUUGCCACCAUUUUCAUCCCAUAGGCCUCAUCUAAAACAACACCAUCCACAUCACUACAGACCACCUCCUGAAAAAUACUAGACUUUUACAGAUGAUUUAACAAACAUCAGAAAGAAACUGAGUUCACAGAAGAAGACCAGAAGAAUGCACAUCUGUACAGCAAUGAAUCCAUUCUUUUUCAUUGGAAGUUCCCAUCUUAUAUGAUCUGUAGCUAUUUUUACAUAGUUUAGGCAUGAAGAAUUGUAUAUGUACCAAUGGCAGGGUGAAA
Gavialis gangeticus (Gharial) is the source of this 2067-nucleotide messenger RNA. RefSeq names its product anosmin 1 (gene ANOS1). The transcript has 13 exons. The record is from RefSeq and is a predicted model, not a curated record. Gene Ontology annotation, cellular component: cell surface; extracellular region. Gene Ontology annotation, molecular function: protein binding; peptidase inhibitor activity. The coding region runs from base 24 to 1880 and encodes 618 amino acids. NCBI's taxonomy places the organism in Eukaryota, Metazoa, Chordata, Crocodylia, Gavialidae. Gene Ontology annotation, biological process: neuron differentiation.